AUGCUACCCAAGAACUACCAGCAUAUCCUGGCCUUUGUGUUUGCUGUUCACGAGAUUAAUGGGAAUUCAAAGCUCUUGCCCAACUUCACUCUGGGUUUUCGCAUAACUGACAACUAUUAUUUUGGAAGAACAACCUAUGCAACCACGUUGCAGUUGUUGAGUGAACGAGGGAGAUGGACUCCUAAUUACAAGUGUGACACUCAAGAAAAACUGUGGGCCAUCAUUGGGGGACUCAACUCUGAGACCUCCAUUCUGAUGUCAAAUAUCAUUGCCAUCUACAAGGUGCCACAGCUCAGUUAUGGUUCAUUUAAUGCAGCUCUGAGUGAUAAAAGCCUGUUCCCCUUCUUCUAUCGGAUGGUCCCAAAUGAAGACUCACAAUAUAAAGGAAUAAUCCAGCUCCUGCUGCAUUUCAAAUGGAAGUGGAUUGGCCUAGUUGCUCCAAACAACGAUGGUGGAGAAACAUUUGUGCAUAGUUUGAUGGUUCUGCUUACUGAGCAUAGCAUUUGUGCAGCUUUCACUCAGUGGAUCCCAGUAACAUUCACAAGCACUGGAAAAGGUAUUUUAAUGUAUAUGGAAAAAAUAAGUAGUUUUUUCUCAAAAAGCAAAGUCAAUGUGAUUGUUGUAAAUGGAGAGGUACAAGCCCUAUUUUUAUUGUCCAUAUGGCUAGAUAAGCAAGGCAGAAAUGAGAGUCGUAUUGGGAAAGUUUGGGUCAUGACUGCCCAGUGGGAUUUUACAGCUGUGAAUUCUCGGGGUCUCUUGUUUCUUAGACCCUUUCAUGGUGCUUUGUCUUUCACAAUUCACACCAAUGAAGUGCCUGGAUUCCAGGAUUUUCUACAGAGUCUGGAUCCUCAGCAACCCAAUGGUGACAUCUUCCUUCAGGAUUUUUACAACUAUGCCAUUCGAAACCUUCAAUAUUCUGGUCUGGACUCCUUAGAAGUAAACAUCACUUGGACAAAGCUGAUGGCUCUGCUUCCAGGCGCACACUUUGAGACUACCGUGACAGGCCAAAGCUAUAGUACUUACAAUGCUGUCCAUGUUGCAGCUCGUGCUUUAGAUGAAAUGUACUCAUCCCGACAUAUUCAGAAAAUUUCAAGAAAAAGAGACCAAGGGAAAUUGCAGAAUAUGCCACAAUGGCAGCUUCACCAUUUCUUGAGAACCAUCAGGUUUAACAACAAUGCUGGGGAUGAAAUCUCUUUCAAUGAAAACCAAGAUUGGGUGGCUGGAUAUGACAUUGUGAAUUGCAUUGUAUUCCCCAAUGAGUCCUUUACUCGAGUGAAAGUUGGAAGAAUGGACCCCCAGCCUUGGACGGGGCAGGUGUUCUUGAUUAAAGAUGAUAUGAUCACAUGGAACAAAUGGUUCAAUCAAACACAGCCUCGUUCUCUAUGCUCGGAAAUGUGCCUUUCUGGAUAUAGAAAGAAAGAGCAGGAAGGGGAGCCAGUUUGCUGCUAUCAGUGCACUCAAUGUCCAGGGUGGAUGAUUUCAAACCAGUCAGAUGCAGGUCACUGUGACAAAUGCCCAGAUGACAAGCAUGCCAACCACAAACAGGACCAGUGCAUUCCCAAAACUAUAUACUUCCUUUCCAUCAAUGACACUUUGGGAAUUGUUUCUGUUUUCAACUCCCUUUGCUUGUCUAUCAUCACAGGCCUGAUAUUGGUAAUAUUUGUUAAAUAUCAGGACACUCCAAUCAUCAAAGCUAACAAUAGAGAUAUCACCUACAUUCUCCUCAUCUCCCUCCUGCUCUCUUUCCUCUGCUCCUUGCUCUUUAUUGGACAGCCCAACAAGGUCACCUGCCUUCUCCGACAAACAACAUUUCUUCUUGUCUUCUCUGUUGCAGUUUCUUCUGUGUUGGCUAAAACCAUCACUGUUAUUAUGGCUUUCAAGGCCACAAAACCAGGAAGCCAGAUGAGGAAAUGGCUGAGGAAGAGAGUCACAAACUCUACUGUGAUCUUCUGUUCCCUUGGUCAACUUGGAAUAUGUGCUAUCUGGCUAGCAACAAACCCUCCCUUCCCUGAGUUAGACAUGCAGUCCCAAAGCAGAGAGAUCAUAGUUCAGUGUCAUGAGGGCUCCGUCACCAUGUUUUAUUGUGCCCUCAGCUACAUGGGCUUCUUGGCCAUGGUCAGUUUUCUUGUAGCUUUCUUAGCAAGGAACUUGCCAGAUAGCUUUAAUGAAGCCAAGUUCAUUUUCUUCAGCAUGUUGGUGUUUUGCAGUGUUUGGGUAUGUUUUGUUCCCACUUACCUGAGCGCCAAAGGGACGUAUAUGGUAGCUGUGGAGAUCUUCUCCAUCUUGGCAUCUGGGACAGGAUUGCUCAGCUGUAUCUUUUUCCCCAAAUGUUACAUUAUUAUACUAAAACCCAGUCUUAACUCUAAAAUACACAUUCUGUCUAAAUGGGGUUAA
This is a messenger RNA of Eublepharis macularius, 2394 nucleotides long. Its product is annotated as vomeronasal type-2 receptor 26-like. The coding region runs from base 1 to 2394 and encodes 797 amino acids. Gene Ontology annotation, molecular function: G protein-coupled receptor activity. NCBI's taxonomy places the organism in Eukaryota, Metazoa, Chordata, Lepidosauria, Squamata, Eublepharidae. The transcript is spliced from 5 exons. Gene Ontology annotation, biological process: G protein-coupled receptor signaling pathway. The record is from RefSeq and is a predicted model, not a curated record. Gene Ontology annotation, cellular component: membrane.